CUGGCUCCCUCGCGCGUUCACACAGUUGCCCCGCAGUUGUCGCGCAGCUUUUGCGUCACGGCAACCUCAUCAACACGGGACGAAAACCGCGCAAGAAGCGAAAAUGCUUUUCUACUCGUUUUUCAAAUCUCUGGUGGGCAAAGAUGUUGUGGUCGAGCUGAAAAACGACCUGAGCAUCUGUGGGACGCUCCAUUCAGUGGACCAGUAUCUGAACAUAAAGCUCACAGACAUCAGUGUCACAGAUCCAGAGAAAUAUCCACACAUGUUGUCUGUGAAAAACUGCUUUAUCCGGGGCUCUGUGGUGCGGUACGUUCAGCUCCCCGCAGAUGAAGUGGACACACAGUUGCUCCAGGACGCUGCUCGGAAAGAGGCCAUGCAGCAGAAGCAGUGAUGGAGCCAGAGGGAGGGCUGAUCAGGGUUUGGGGGUUGGGGGAAGUUUUUGUAAAAUAAGUAGAUUUAUUGGGUGUGUUUUUUUUUUUUUUGUCACAGUUGUGUAUCUUAAGUGUUUGCUGUGUUCAAGGCCAUAUUUUUCAUGCCUGUUGAAUUGCAUUUUUGUUUUUUAUUGAAAAUAAUUUGCAGACUGUAAUUAUUUGAAAUUCCUUUAGUCUAAAAGGCAUUUGAGGAGACUUCAUUUGUCAUGUUUUUGUUGAAGAAAAAAAGAUUGUGAAUUCAUUUCUGCUAAAGCAAUUAGAGUGAAAUAAAAGCAUGCAAAGGGCGCAAUGAAAAAUCUUUUAAUUUACAUCUGCACUUGAUUUAUCACGUACAAUGAAAAAUGUUGACUUGUUUUUUACUUAAUGUUAAAUAAAAUAUUUUAUUUAUA
Molecule: messenger RNA, 820 nt
Organism: Boleophthalmus pectinirostris (great blue-spotted mudskipper)
Lineage: Eukaryota; Metazoa; Chordata; Actinopteri; Gobiiformes; Gobiidae
Gene: lsm2
Product: smx5
Exons: 5
Coding region: 104-391 (95 amino acids)
Biological process (GO): mRNA splicing, via spliceosome
Cellular component (GO): U4/U6 x U5 tri-snRNP complex; P-body; Lsm1-7-Pat1 complex
Molecular function (GO): RNA binding
Source: RefSeq, a predicted model, not a curated record